Molecule: messenger RNA, 1894 nt
Organism: Drosophila sechellia
Lineage: Eukaryota; Metazoa; Arthropoda; Insecta; Diptera; Drosophilidae
Gene: Ttc26
Product: tetratricopeptide repeat domain 26
Exons: 5
Coding region: 81-1793 (570 amino acids)
Biological process (GO): intraciliary anterograde transport; intraciliary transport involved in cilium assembly
Cellular component (GO): ciliary base; intraciliary transport particle B; ciliary basal body
Molecular function (GO): protein binding; intraciliary transport particle B binding
Source: RefSeq, a predicted model, not a curated record
ACACACAAGACCCAAACGUCGAGGAGCCAGCUGGGCGUAAGGAGCGCAAAUCCCGAGGAAACGAACGGCUCUGCGAAAAAAUGAUACUUUCGCGCGGAAAAACCGACUCGGCGAGCUCGAUGAACGCCAGCGGAGGUGCUGGCAGUGGACUCGGCGUCGGCAGGCAGGCGAGGAAGAACCCGGCACCGGCCUCCCUAGAGGAUUUCAUCAUCAGACGGGACUACACGGGAGCCCGGGCUUUUCUGGAGUUCGCCAACGACGACGAGGACGAGGAGGAUGGUGCCCAUGGAUCCAAGCAGAGUCAGGUGGAUCAGUGGAUUGCCUUUUGCAAUUUCCAUUUGGGUGACUACCAACAGGCUCUAACCCAGUACAAGGCCAUACGGCAGAGUUCUUCAACUCCUGAUGGGAAAUUGGAUCUCAACCUGGCCGUGUGCAUGUUCUACUUGGGCUUGUACGAGGAGGCCCAGCAACUGAUGGCCAAUGCGGCUGACAAUCCGCUGAAGCAGCGACUCCUCUUCCAUUUGGCCCACAAGCUGGGCAACGAGGAGGAGUGGAGCCAGCUGCAGGAGGAGAUGCAGGAUUCUUCGAGCUUGGAGCAGCAACUCAGCCUGGCUUCGAUGCACUACAUGCGUGCCCAUUACCAGGAGGCCAUCGAUGUGUACAAACGCGUGCUGGUGGACAACAAGGAAUACCAGGCCAUCAAUGUCUACUUGGCCUUGUGUUUCUACAAGCUCGACUAUUACGACAUGUCCCAGGAGGUCCUGGAUGUGUAUCUCAGUCAACAUGGCGAUAGUACCAUAGCUAUUAACCUAAAGGCUUGCAAUCGAUUUCGUUUGUUCAACGGUCGUGUGGCCGAGCAGGAAAUCAAGAAUAUAGCCGAUAAUGGCACCUUCGGAGCGGAUCUUCUGCGUCACAACUUGGUCGUUUUCCGGAACGGUGAAGGAGCAUUAAGAGUCCUGCCAGGACUACUGAAUAUCAUUCCUGAGGCUCGCUUGAAUCUGGCCAUAUACUAUCUCAAGCAGGGCGAUGUCCAGGAAGCUCAUGCUCUGAUGAAGGAACUACAGCCGACUUCGCCGCAUGAGUUCAUACUCAAAGGAGUGGUCCAUGCUGCUCUGGGCCAGCAAUUGGGAUCGAAAGAGCACAUCAAGACGGCCCAGCAAAACCUGCACUUGGUGGGCAGUUCGGCAACAGAAUGUGACACUAUACCUGGUCGUCAGAGUAUGGCCUCCGCCUUCUUCCUCUACGAACAAUUCGAGGAGGUGCUGGUCUACAUGAACUCCAUUCGCAGUUACUUCGUGAACGACGAUGUGUUCAACUAUAACUUUGCUCAGGCCAAAUGCGCCACAGGAUACUACAAGGAGGCGGAGGAGUUGCUGAUGCAGAUCUCCGACAUGGAUAUCAAGAACCAGCAUACCUACUGCAUGAUCCUGGCCAAGUGUCACAUACACUGCGGUCAUCCCGAGUUGGCUUGGAAUGUAUUCAUCACCAGGGAUACGAAUGCAGAGGCAUUUAUCCUGUUGCAACUGAUUGCGAAUGAGUGCUACAAGUGUGCCGAAUUCUGGGUGGCAGCCAAGGCAUUUGAUAUGCUGGAAAAACUAGAUCCCAGUCCGGAGAACUGGGAGGGCAAACGGGGCGCCUGCGCCGGAGUUUUGUUCGCCUUGUGCACCAAGGCACAAAGAGGUCGUCCUGGCGGAGGAAUCUCAGAGGUCAUCGGCAUCCUACGCGACUCGUCGAACUCGCAGGCGGAGGCCAUGAUCAAAACCAUUCGAAAGAACAUGAGUCAUUUUAAAUAAAUAAUAUAUUAAUGGCAGUAUCUUAAGCAAAAUUAGAUUUUGUUUAUGAUAAGCCAAUUUCACGCAUAUUAAUACAAUAAAAAGUUACUUUUGAAAUCAAA